AUGCUAACGUCCGGCCUCGAUCCCUCUCUCCCAGACCUCUCAGACCGGGGCCAUCUCUCACCGCGUUUGCCCUCACCAACAGAGUCCCGAUGCUCCCCUGCUUCUGCCGGGCUACUUGAUCUUGGUCAUCGUCCAGCCAGUUCCAGCUCUCUCGACACGCACUCACAAGCACAAGCCCCCCUUGACCACGUUUUCCUGCCUCGCCCCUUACAGGAACAAGAGAACCACAGCCACGCGAACGACCGACAAGUGGAACCCGCUCCUCUCGCACCUGCUACAGCACAUCGCACGGGGCACGGUCGAGGCCAAUCACUCACCAACUUCCUUCCUGCAAGCAUCAGGGCGAGACUGCAGUCACCAGUGAAGCCAUCCGAGGACCAUCCCUCUGUAGACGAACAAGAUAUGGGCUUCACCGGCGAAGGAAGGAAAACCUUCAGGCAGUCUGCACCUCAGGGCUAUCCCACAACUCAAAAACCUCAAGAAGACCCCGACGACUGUCCAUCCCCAGAGACGACUCCCAAGAGGCUCGUCAGGAGCCAGACCGCCGGUCCCAUGGACAAUACAACCAAGAACACAACGGCAGCUCCCGCUCCAGCACCGGCUCCCGCCAAGAUGUCUCUACUCUCCAUGUUCUCGAGGAAUGCACCUGUUGUGCUAACGCAAGCCGAGCACGAUGAGCUGCUAAAUAUGAAGGUGGAGGAGGCACUGUUCCCUGCCGGCUCGCCAAACAGCAAGGACACGUUCUCGCCCGCCGCGUACAAGAAUCUGCAACAGCAAGCCACGGGCUUGCUGACCAAGAUGCAGAAUGCUUACCGCCAGAAAGCACAGGCGCUCUCCGAGCUCGAGAAGGAGCGGGAGGCCGACAGGGACGAGCUAGAAGAGGCCGAGACGCGAGCCACGCACCUCAAGUUCCAACUCGAAGACAUGGCACACAAAGCAGUCGAGCAGGAGCGCCAUAUGAAACAACUGAUGGAAGAGCUCGCCGCGGAGCGCCGCGCCAGGGCCGAAGACCAGUCUAUGCUCAAGCGGCUCCCGACGGGAAUCCAGUCCGAGGCGGGCAGCACGAUAUCAGAGGACCUGGGCGUCGACGACGCGGAGGAGAUGCAGAAGCGCAAGUGGCGCAAGAGCAACGGCACUGACGUCAGUUUCGAGACGGACGACGACAGCAUCAGCUUCGGGGAGGGCGAGAGCGUCUUCUCGCGCCCCCGCAGCCCCUCGGCCUCCACCUUCACCACCACUCGCGGCGGCGCUGACAACAGCAGCGUGAUGGACAUGCCGCUGCCGACUCCGACGUCCACCCGCGGCGGCAACGUGAGGUCGUCUGUGGCCUCGUCCAACCGCAAGAGCACCACUUCGCAGAUGAGCACCUUCCAGAAGUUGAUGAAGGGCAUCUCGGGCGACGACGGCUGCCGGAACUGCAAGGGUCAGGAUGCCAGCGUCGCCUGGGACACGGUCGGCCUGCUGAGGGACGAGAACAAGCACCUCAAGUCACGGGUUGGCGAGCUGGAGGACUGCCUUGAGGGCGCGCUAGACGCCGUCAACGGUAUCGUCUUAUGA
Diaporthe amygdali is the source of this 1557-nucleotide messenger RNA. RefSeq lists its product as uncharacterized. The transcript has a single exon. The record is from RefSeq and is a predicted model, not a curated record. Lineage: Eukaryota; Fungi; Ascomycota; Sordariomycetes; Diaporthales; Diaporthaceae. The coding region runs from base 1 to 1557 and encodes 518 amino acids.